Molecule: messenger RNA, 433 nt
Organism: Soboliphyme baturini
Lineage: Eukaryota; Metazoa; Nematoda; Enoplea; Dioctophymatida; Soboliphymatidae
Source: the annotation of a GenBank genome assembly
AUUUUCUCAGAUCAUUUAAGUAUGCUUGGUUGGCGUAGAUUUGUAAUGUUAAACUUUAGAUUCUCCGGUAACGUCAGUUUGCGUCGAUCCGAGUGGACGAUUGUUGGUCAGCGGACACGAGGACGCUUCGAUUAUAUUUUACGAUAUACAGGGUUCAAGAGUUGUUCAGCUUUUCCGACCGCACACGGAUGACGUGCGAACCGUACGGUUCAGUCCAGGCACUUAUUACCUUUUAUCCGGAUCCUACGAUAAACAGGUUAUUAUUACGGACAUGAGAGGAGACUUGAUGGAACCGCUCAAGUAUCUUCCUGUGGCGCAACACGAAGACAAAGUGAUUCAGUGCCGAUGGCAUCCACACGAUUUUACGUUCAUCAGCACCAGUGCAGAUCGCAGCAUGAUUCUUUGGGCACUUCCUCCUCCGAAUGUGUCCUAA